AUGGACCAGAGCCGCCCUAAGAAAGAAUCUUUGGAGAAACUUUUUGAUCCAAAAGAAUUUUUGAAAACUUAUUAUUCCUUUGACUCUACAAGCAGUGAAAAAAAUGAUAUUUUGAUGUUUCUUCUGAGAAACUUCUUUAAGACCUUCAUUUUGGAUGGCGUUAAAGGCAACACCCUGAUUCAUAUUGGCGGUGGACCCAGCAUUUGCGAACUGCUCUCUGCCUGUGAGUCCUUCCAGGAGAUCAUUGUCACAAACCACACGGAUCGGAACUGCCAGGAACUGCAGAAAUGGCUAAAGAAAGAGCCGGGAGCAUUUGACUGGACUCCGCUGGUGAAAUACGUGUGUGAGCUGGAAGGGGACAGGAAAAAGUGGGCUGAGAAGGAACAGAAAUUACAAAGAACGGUCAAGCAGGUUCUGGAAUGUGAUGUCACCAAAUUCAACCCUGUGACCUUUGCCUCUCUGCCCCCUGCUGACUGCCUGUUCUUGUACCAUUCUUUAGAAGCAAUUUGCAAAGACCUGAGUGCCUACCGAGCUGGCCUGAAGAAUGUCAGCUCCCUGUUAAAGCCAGGGGGUCAUUUGCUGAUAGUGACCACAAUGAAGUGUAGUCAUGUUGUAGUUGGCCAACACAAGUUUCCCUGCCUCUUUUUGGAGAAGGAGUUUCUGGAGGAAGCAGUGAAGGAGGCCGGUUAUGAUAUUUUGCAGUUUGAGGUGACUCCCAUAUGCCAUACAGCUAGUUUGGUAGAUCAUGAGGGGAUCUCUUACCUAGUUGCUUCCAAAGGGAAGGGCAAAGAAUAUGAAAAAGAAAAUACAUCAGCCCAAGGCAAGUAGAGAGGCAGAAUAGAUUAGCUGUAGAUGCUGGUAGACCUGAAAAUCAAUGUGCGCUAUGGAGCUUUGAUGACCUCCAAGCACCUUGGAGAACCUGUUUGUUCAGGAUGCACCAGCUUGAACCCCUUGUUGUGCCACUAAAGCUGCCCUCAUCUCUGUCCUUUCCCAUUCAGAGCUGCCAUAAUGUCUCCCUGGCCUCCAACCCCACUGUGCUUCAUCCAGUGCAGCUGCACCCUACAGUGCUUCAUCCUCUCCCUGCUCUUGCCAUGUUUUGCCUAGUCUCAUGCUGCAGCUGUGCAAUUAAUAAUAAUUACAUAAUGAAUCAUAUAAAGUCCUUCUCACUGCUAAUGGACUGGAGCCUGCUCCCAGUAGUCAGUGGCAAAACUCCUAUUGGCUUCAGUGGUGCAGCACUGGGCCCAAUCAGUGCUGGAUUUGGAAUUAUUGAUGGAUGAGGUUUAGAAAGAGGAUCAAAACACAUCUACAGGCCUAACCACCGCAGACCUUUAAGAACAGAGGUUCUGCCCCUGAGCUGACUCUACAUUCAAAUUCCACAAAUAGCUACAUUUGAUAAUGGUUGAGCUACUCCUUUCUUACCACAAAUUUUGGAACUCACACCCAUGUCACGUGUUUAGUUUUGUGCCUUUCUAUGCCAUCUGCACUAGAUUGUGAACUGCUUGGGGCAGGCAUCAUGCCUCCUUGGGAGUCUUGUCUCCCGGCACUGAGAACAUGGCUCACACUGGACACAUUGUUAUCAAUAACGGCAAUAACCUCACUGUGAUUUUAACAUUGAUCAGUUUGUACUGAUUGGCUGGGGCUUGAGAGCUGCAUUGGCCCAUGGUGUUGGAUAAAUGAUUUGUUUUGGUGAAUAAUUGCAAUCUCCACCCAAUCGGUGCUUGCCUAAUAAAGAUCUGUUUCCCAUACGCAAUAAUCUGUGUUUCCAGGUCUUAUUAUUACCUUUGCAGAAGGAGAUUUACAGGUUAAUAUAUCUGGAUUAAAACUAUACCAGUAUGUCUACACAGGGAUAAAAAACCCGAGGCUGGCCCGGGUCAGCUGACCAGGGCUCAUGGGGAUUGGAUUCCGGGGCUGGAAAAUUGCUGCAUAGACAUUUGGGCUUGGACUGGAGCCCGAGCUCUGGAACCAGACCAGCCACAGCCAUGCCCGGCAUGCAGCUCUUUUACCCCUGUGUAGACAUACCCUGAGUC
Molecule: messenger RNA, 2027 nt
Organism: Mauremys mutica (yellowpond turtle)
Lineage: Eukaryota; Metazoa; Chordata; Testudines; Geoemydidae
Product: nicotinamide N-methyltransferase-like
Exons: 3
Coding region: 1-828 (275 amino acids)
Cellular component (GO): cytosol
Molecular function (GO): N-methyltransferase activity
Source: RefSeq, a predicted model, not a curated record